AGUAUGAAUCGCACUGUGCAUUACAGAUAAGGCAACCGAGUGGCUAUCACUCACUCUCUUUGUGUGUCCGCAAUCUGUGUAGUGUCGAGUAAGAUUUGCUCUUAGAUGCGGUGAAAAAGUAGGCUACUACUAGUAGAAAGUGUUACAUCAGUGGGCCUGUUGCAGCAUUUUUGUCGUAACUCGAUACAGAUCGACUUUUUUUGUCACCGUCCUGUUUAAAUAAAAUUCCAAAAUGGUGAUAUGUAUAGAAAUAGACGAAAACAACAUUCCUCAAAUACAACUUGGAGAGCACUUAAUGAGACUAGAUGCAGAAGAACUCGGACCCAAAGACAAGAAGAGAGCAGAAGAGGAGAUAAGGGAAACGCCAGAAAAUGUUGCAUAUGGGUUAAAAAAAAUUAGAGAAUUCAUUGAAGCGGAACCAGACUUUGAUGUACCUUUAAACGACGACACUUUUUUGAUAAAAUUCCUAAGGCCGUGUAGAUAUAUACCAGAAAAUGCCUUUAAAAUAAUGAAAAGGUUUUACUAUUUUAAAGUAAAAUACCCAAAAUACGGUUUUGAUAUCACACCGGCAUCAAUAAGACAAGUAUUUGACACAGAAGUAUUCAGGUUUUUACCAACAAGGACAUCGACCGGUUGUAGAAUUAUGACCGUAAGUUUAGAUCACUGGGAUACCAAGAAGGUGAGCAUGGAACAACUGUUUAAGGCCGUAAUGGUAAGCAUGGAAAUCGCCAUGUUGGAGCCAAAGACACAGUUAGGGGGCGUCCAUGUGAUUUUAGAUACCGGAGGUUUGUCCUUAAUGCACAUUUGUCAGUUUUCUCCCUCCAUAGCAAAACUUAUUUUAGAAUGGAUUCAGGAAUGUGUGGCAGUGCGAUUAAAAGGAAUUCAUAUUAUUAAUCAACCUUUUAUAUUCAACAUGGGUUUCAAAAUAUUUAAACCAUUUUUAGGCGAGAGAAUAAAAAACCUGUUAUUUUUUCAUGGUCAAAACCGACAACUUCUGCUAGAACACAUUUCACCUGAGGCUCUACCACCACAAUAUGGUGGAACUGCAGAAAUUCCAGAUUAUCCCGGUACUUUAUUCUCGGAUAUGCUGUUUCAUUACGAAGAAGACUUUCAAUUAUACAACACUUAUGGUUAUAAAUCAGCACAGAAGAAAAUAGAGCAAUAGUUUAGAAAAUAAGAACACAGAGACUUUACAAACCUUACACCUUUAUACCAGAUUUUCCUUCAAUUAUCUUAAUCUCAUGGUGUUUUCUGGCACUACUACAUAGUAUUAUACGAUCCUAAUACUGGGACUAAGUACCAUAAAAGAUGCAUCCAAAAUAAAAGCAAUGGAAAUAAAUUGUUGGCGUAGAUAUUGCUAAAUCACUAGAAUAUUUAAAGUUAGUACCCUUUCAGACUAAGACACUGGUGUCUGACACCGGUGUCCGCCACCGGUGCAGUGUUCAAUUGCAGCAAAGCAUUGUUGAGUUACUAAAAUCAACCAGACACUCAAAGUGGCUCAUCUGUAGUCGUUCAUUUAAAACAAUGCUUUUCUGCAAUUUGGCGGACACGGGUGUCAGACAUCAGUGUCAAAAGUACCAGUACUAAUAUUCAAAAAGAGUGUUAUAUCGCAAAUCGAAAAUUGUAUUUUUAUAUGCUGGUAUGCAUCUAAUAUCCAAUAGUCUGCUUAGAUAUAUCAAUGUACCAAGUAAGAAACAGAAAACACUGUAAAAAUGAAUGUCUGUAUGUUCUUAAAUUUAUUUUUAAAUGAUAGACAAUUGUAAUUAUUUUUUAAAAUAAAGUAUUUUUAUAUUUAUACAAAA
Messenger RNA from Diabrotica virgifera virgifera (western corn rootworm), 1802 nucleotides. Its product is annotated as alpha-tocopherol transfer protein-like. The transcript is spliced from 7 exons. Lineage: Eukaryota; Metazoa; Arthropoda; Insecta; Coleoptera; Chrysomelidae. The record is from RefSeq and is a predicted model, not a curated record. Gene Ontology annotation, molecular function: phosphatidylinositol bisphosphate binding. Gene Ontology annotation, cellular component: membrane. The coding region runs from base 233 to 1165 and encodes 310 amino acids.